AUGCUUGAUUUCGAGGAGGUACAGAAGCACAACACCAAGGACGACUGCUGGGUGGUUAUCCAUGGCAAAGCGUACGACGUCAGCAAAUUCAUCGACGAGCAUCCAGGCGGCUCCGCCAUCAUUUUGAAGUACGCCGGUAAGGACGCCACCAAGGUGUUUGACCCUGUCCAUCCCCCAGAUACCUUGGAAAAAUACUUGGGAAAGGAGUUCCACUUGGGCGAGGUCAAAAUGCCAGAAAAAACCCCAAAGAAAGAGUACGACGACGACCCCGACGAGCCACCCUCCCAGGAAGAGCUCCAGCGUCGUCUCAACAUCGCCAACAUGCCUGAUCUUGCCCAGAUCUACAACCUCAACGACUUCGAGUUUGUGGCUCGCUACACCAUGAACAAGAUCGCCUGGGCGUACUACCUGUCGGGAUGCGAUGACGAGAUCACGUUGCGGGAGAACCACCUAGCGUUCCACCGGGUGUUCUUCAAGCCCAAGGUGUUGGUGGAUGUGACCAAUGUCGACUUAAGAACCAAGAUGUUGGGUACGGAAGUGGAGUUGCCGUUCUACAUAACUGCCACGGCUUUGGGAAAGUUGGGCCACCCAGAGGGCGAAAGGGUGUUGGCAAGAAGUGCUGGCAAGCAGGGAGUGAUCCAGAUGAUCCCUACGCUCGCGUCGUGCCUGUUUGAUGAGAUCGUUGACGAGAGUCUCCCCGACCAGACCCAGUGGUUCCAGUUGUACGUCAAUAAGGACCGCAAGGUAUGUCGUGAGAUCGUCGAGCAUGCGGAAAGGAGAGGCAUGAAGGGGUUGUUCAUCACGGUGGAUGCGCCCCAGUUGGGACGUCGUGAGAAGGACAUGCGGUCGAAGAACUUCGAGGAUCUCAGCCAUGUCCAGGGCGACGACGAGGAAGCUGAUCGGAGUCAAGGAGCUGCUAGGGCCAUCCUGUCGUUUAUCGACACAGCAUUGCAGUGGUCUGAUCUCGAGUGGUUCCGGUCCAUCACCAAGAUGCCGCUAGUGCUCAAGGGUGUCCAGCGCAUCGACGAUGCGUUGAAGGCAGACGAGAUGGGCAUCGACGGAAUCGUGCUCUCGAACCACGGAGGAAGACAGCUUGAAUUCUCGCCCCCACCCCUCGAGCUAUUGAUUGAGUUGAUGCCCAUCCUUAAGAAGAGGGGCCUGAAGAUGGAGGUGUACUUGGACGGAGGGGUGCGCAGAGCCACCGAUGUGCUCAAGGCUUUGUGCUUGGGGGCCAAGGGCGUGGGGAUCGGCCGGCCAUUCCUCUAUGCCAUGUCCACCUAUGGAGAUGAGGGUGUUUACAAGGCCAUCCAGGUUUUGAGGGACGAGAUGAUCAUGUGCAUGCGGCUCAUGGGAGCCACCAAGAUCUCGGACCUUGACGAGUCCAUGAUCGAUGUUAGAAGAAGAGAGGUGGUAGAAGACAAGCUCUUUGGCAAGGUUUACGAGGAGCUUGAGAGCCCUGCGUUCAAGCUGAAGUUGUAG
Molecule: messenger RNA, 1479 nt
Organism: Suhomyces tanzawaensis NRRL Y-17324
Lineage: Eukaryota; Fungi; Ascomycota; Pichiomycetes; Serinales; Debaryomycetaceae
Gene: CYB2
Product: Cyb2p
Exons: 2
Coding region: 1-1479 (492 amino acids)
Biological process (GO): lactate metabolic process
Molecular function (GO): heme binding; L-lactate dehydrogenase (cytochrome) activity
Source: RefSeq, a predicted model, not a curated record